GAGAAAUGACAUAGGAGGUACCACCACGACGACUUUGCUUGUCCGUCAUCAGCGGCUCAUUGAAGCCUCGAGCGGCACAAGAGGAAGAUGGGAAGACUAGGCGCGCCAGUUGCAUCGAUAUGGGCACUGCCAUCGAGCAUACGCGUCUUGCUUCGGACAAGAACGGCGUGCUGUAAAUGCUAUGCAUCCACUGAUGCUAAACCGAAGUCGCUCAACAUCGGGGGCACAUCCUAUCCCACUGACGAUUGGACGAAUGUGCCUCCUUCGAUCCUAGCCAACUAUGGCAGAAAAUUGCACGUGCAAGAAAAUCAUCCUCUCUCCAUCACGAGGAAGCUGAUCGAGUCACGAUUCCCCAAGUUCAAGAACCACAACGACCUGACCCCAGUUGUCAGCGUCCAGCAAAACUUCGACUCUCUAGGCUUCUCUCCAGACCAUCCAGGGCGCAGCAAGACCGACACAUACUACAUCAACCAAGAUACCGUACUGCGAACGCAUACAUCUGCUCACGAGGUCGAUGUCUUUCGAGCCAACACGAGCGAUGGCUACACGAUUUCAGCAGACGUGUAUCGGCGAGAUGCCGUCGAUCGAAGCCACUAUCCCGUCUUUCAUCAGAUGGAAGGCGCCCUGACAUGGGAUCGUAAGGACUUCGCCGACAGCAGAGCCCUGACAGAGCACAUUACGAAAGAUUUGGAUAAUAUUCCGAAACAUGAUCUGGUUGUGGACGAUCCUAAUCCUACAUUCGACCCUGUCAAGAAUCCGCUGCAAACGGAGCAUCACACUCCCGAGGAAGCUGAAGCUGUAGCGACACAUCUGAAGCGAUCUCUCGAGAACAUGGUCGUUGCCAUUUUCUCGGAGGCAGACAAAGCCCUUGCUGCUGCCGGACAGGGAGCGGAGGCAGAGCGGGAACCACUCAAGGUGCGAUGGGUGGAGGCAUUUUUUCCACACACUUCACCAUCGUGGGAGCUGGAGGUCUGGUGGCGCGGCGACUGGCUCGAAGUGCUAGGAUGUGGUGUCAUCGACCAACCUCUUCUCAUCCGAGCAGAUCAGUCUUCUAGGGUCGGCUGGGCGUUUGGCAUCGGACUCGAGCGAAUUGCCAUGCUCCUGUUUGGUAUUCCCGACAUUCGACUAUUCUGGAGCAAAGACUCCCGCUUCUUGAGUCAGUUCGACGAGUCCAAGCCAACACGACGAUUCAAACCAUUUAGCAAACAUCCCGCCGCGCAUAGAGAUGUCACUUUCUGGGUACCAACCAGCGGACCCAUCGUGGCGGGUACACCUGCAUCUACAUCUUCUGCGCCCUCGCCUGCAGGUGGACAAAGCACAGAGCCUCCGACAUUGGAGGCGUCAUGUUUCCACGAGAAUGACCUGAUGGAGGUGGUACGCAACACAGCCGGUGACAACGUCGAAGAUGUGGUGCUUAUCGAUAGCUUCCAGCAUCCCAAGACGGGAAGGCAAAGCAUGUGUUACAGAAUUACAUAUCGCAGUCUGGAAAAGACUCUGACCAAGGAGGAAGCGAAUGCUUUUCAUGAGAGUAUACGCAGUAAGUUGGUGACUCGCUUUGGCGUAGAACUCCGGUGAUGUUUUCGCAUUGUAGGUAUGUAUACCUAUACCUACCUAGUAUUAAGGUACCUGAUUGUACAGUACGCAGGCAGAUGAAAUGCAGCACACUCUUUUCUCG
Molecule: messenger RNA, 1675 nt
Organism: Sphaerulina musiva SO2202
Lineage: Eukaryota; Fungi; Ascomycota; Dothideomycetes; Mycosphaerellales; Mycosphaerellaceae
Product: mitochondrial phenylalanyl-tRNA synthetase alpha subunit, active as a monomer
Exons: 2
Coding region: 88-1575 (495 amino acids)
Biological process (GO): phenylalanyl-tRNA aminoacylation
Cellular component (GO): mitochondrion; cytoplasm
Molecular function (GO): ATP binding; tRNA binding; phenylalanine-tRNA ligase activity
Source: RefSeq, a predicted model, not a curated record